Molecule: messenger RNA, 2302 nt
Organism: Notodromas monacha
Lineage: Eukaryota; Metazoa; Arthropoda; Ostracoda; Podocopida; Cyprididae
Source: the annotation of a GenBank genome assembly
GUGAACUCGGAAAGGGCAAAAGCAAUUGACUUCUCCGUCCCGUUCCUGGACACUGGGAUAGCGAUAGUUGUUGCUAAACGAACCGGGAUUAUUUCCACGACAGCCUUCUUGGAACCUUUUGACAAGGCUUCAUGGAUUUUGGUGGCCUUGGUUGCUAUUCAAGUUGCGACGUUGGCCAUCUUCGUUUUUGAGUGGUUGAGUCCCUGGGGUUACGAUAUGAAGUCGCAGCCACCACCUGGCCACAGUUUCUCGCUGUUGCGGGUCUAUUGGCUCGUGUGGGCAAUUUUGUUCCAAGCAGCUGUGAAUGUAGAUUGCCCACGAGGCUACACAUCCAGGUUUAUGGCCAGUGUGUGGGCCACGUUUGCUGUGGUGUUCCUGGCCAUUUAUACGGCCAACCUUGCUGCGUUUAUGAUCACCCGGGAGAAAUACCACGACCUCAAAGGGAUAGAAGACCCCAGGUUGACGCACCCGAGGGCACAAGAGCCGCCGUUCCGGUUCGGAACCAUUCCCCACGGGAACACUGAAGCAGUCCUGAAACAGAACUACCCCGAGAUGAUGGCGUACAUGAGAAAGUAUAACCGAUCCUCGGUCCUCGAAGGCAUUCGAAGUGUGAAGCACCACGAUUUGGACGCGUUUGUGUACGAUGCCACAGUGCUUGACUAUUUGGUGGGUCAAGAUGAUGAAUGCAAACUUCUGACGGUGGGAUCUUGGUACGCCAUGACUGGUUAUGGAAUCGGGUUUCCGAAAGGUUCCCGUUACAUUCAACAGUUCAAUCAACAAAUGCUAAGAUAUCGUCAGAACGGGUACUUGGAGCGACUGCAACACUUCUGGCUCAAGGGGGCCUGCCGCCCAAAAACAAAGCAAAACGCCGCUGCUUCCAGUUCCGGCGGCGGCUCUGCCUCCCUCUCCAUCAACCAGUUUUUGUCUGCAUUUUUGCUGCUCGCAGCCGGAAUGUCAAUUGCCAUUUUCUUCUUCUGCGUGGAAAGCAUAUACUUCAAGUACGUGCGGAAAUGUGUCGUUGCCAGUGACGCGGCCAACAGGAUGUUCUCCUUGCUGAGCACCAGCAUGGGGAGGUCAGAAGACGGUGAAGAAGAGGCAGAAAAUGGGGACGAAGAAGAAGAAAGAAAGAGGACAACAGGAUCAGGUGAAGACCAGGACCAGCAGCUGCAGAAAAAGCGCAAAUUGCCGGAAACCCAGUUGGCCCUGAUUGCGGAUUCUGAAGACGGAAGCGGGUGUCCGUGCUCGGAUCCGGUUUGCAAAAGGUUCGCCUGGGAGGCGUUGAGAGAGCUUGAAUUAUCCAAAGCCAGGAUCAAGCAGCUGGAACAGGAAAUGCUGUUCCGUCAGGGACAUCAACAGCAGCAAAGGACUUCUUCUGUCGUCAGGGAAGAACCUAUUUUCAGGAGCAUGAUGUCCCUGCAGCAAGCAACGCCAGGAGCAGCAACAUCCCCGCGGUUCCCACUUCCGGAAGCGAGGUCCCGACUGCAUCCGCAACAAGUCCACGCUGUUCCGUCCAUUUCCCACUUCAGUUCGGACUGUUUGCGAGACAAACCGUUCAAGCCUGUGUGGUGGAAGCAGUCGCAGACUUUUGCCCGAAAUGGGACUCGCAAGUCGCGACAACGAAGGCCGAAAACGAUCGAGAUCGCCGAGAUCGAGACGGUGCUGUAAAACUAAAAGGAGAAAUUCUGCAUCGCCCCCCACUGGAAAUUCCGUUCGCAUAUUUGUUGAACCGAAAAAAAAGGAAUGAGCAGAAUUGUGCCACACUAUGCAUGAGGAAGUAAUUUUCAGAACCCCGAAAUACAUGUUCCGAGUGCAGACGGAACAUCCGACGUUCUCUCGAAACCAGAGAGUUCUCUGGGAAAAAUUCUGUCUUUCAUUUAAUUUUUUUCCAUAAAAAUGUCAGAGUUGAAAUUCAAAAACCCGAAUGGUCUGAAGCCAUUAUUAACAAUAUUCCUCGAGAAAAUCCAGUUUUCCACCACCACGAAGAACAUAUAGAUGAGACACUGACACAUUUUAUUGCUCGCAAAAGUGUUUUCCAGAUUGCGCUUGAAAAUCUUCGCUUUCGAAACUUUCUGGAAUUUUCGAUUAUUCUAGAGAAGCAAAAAAAAUGUUUCAAUCCUUCCCAGCUCAUUUUUUCUGCUCGAAACUUGUUGUGGAAAAUUGACAAGAUGGUUGUACGCGGAACUCGUGAAAUUCAAAUUCAUCAUGUUGAAUCAUUCGCUGAUUUGAACGAUCGCUUUACUUUUGAUUCAUGCCCGACAGAUUUCGCGGACGUGCAGCCGAAAUGCAAGUGAUUAUUUUGGGA